AUGAAAACAAAAUUUGUGUAAAUUGAGAGCGUAUAGUUUAGAGAGAGAAAACAUUGAAGCUUCGUUCUCCUCCUUCCGGCCUCUAUCUUUUUCAAGCCGCACAGGAAGACUGACCAACAUUUCCCUCUCUUUUUAUACAUUUACGACCUCCCCCGCCGUCACUCGCUUAAUCUUCCCAGCCACGCUCGCUCAUUCGCCUGCCGACCGAGUAGUAUUCACAUCGUGUUUUUGAAGCCGUUUCUCUUCGUUGAGGAAUGUAGGUGUUCUUUGGAUAAUUUUGCAAUUUCCGGUUCUUGUGGAAUGCACAGGUCUCAAAUGAUGGAUUAAAAAAUUAGUUGCAUAAAUUGGGUUGGGUUUUGCUUCAAGUCUUCUAUACCUCUGUUCUUAAGUUUUAGGUGAAGAAGGUGUUGGACAUACCUCUGAUAUCUCUUUUACCAAUUUCCAAUGUCCGAGGGGGAUAGAGAAGUAAUAAAACCUGAGAUGAUGAAGUCAUAUAUAUGGCUUCAAACUGCUGAUGGUUCAAUCCAACAAGUUGAACAGGAAGUUGCAAUUUUCUGCCCUUCGAUAUGUAAUGAACUACACACAGGAAUGGGAGCAUCGAAGAACUACCCUGUGUCACUUCCAGCCCGAGUUAACCCUGCUAUGCUGAGCUUAGUCCUUGAUUAUUGUAGAUUUCAUCAAGUUGCUGGACGCUCUAACAAGGAGCGGAAGUCUUUCGAUGAGAAGUUUAUCAGAAUGGAUACCAAAAGGCUUUGUGAGUUAACAUCUGCUGCAGACAGCCUUCAGCUGAAACCUUUGGUUGAUCUCACAAGUCGAGCUUUAGCACGAAUGAUAGAAGGGAAAACUCCAGAAGAGAUACGCGAGACAUUUCAUUUGCCCGAUGAUCUUACAGAGGAAGAGAAGUUGGAGCCUCUACGAAACAUGACAGAUGACCCUCGAAUUCGUCUUUUGAAUAGAUUAUACGCAAGAAAGAGGAAAGAACUAAGGGAGAGAGAAAGGUUGAAGAAUGCUGAGAUUGAAGAAGAACGUGUUGAUGACCGUUCUGUUGAUGAUCUUUUAUCAUUCAUUAAUGGAGCAGAUGGAGAUUCAAAAGUUGCCAAAACUAAAACUAAAAAGAAAAAUCGGAGAAGGAAAGACCAACAAAGAAAUGAUUCUUUCAAUGGCUCUACAUUGGAUAGUGCCUCUUCUUCUAAGGACUGUAGCACGAUGAAUAAGGAGGAAUUGAAUCAUGUUGAUCGGGUUUUCCAAAAGGAUAGAAUUAAUAAUGGUGUUCAUGUUAACAAUGGGGAUUUCAUGAAGCUUCUAGAACGUCUUGAAGAUGACCAAUUUGGAGCUGAAGGUGAAUUUGAUGAUGAUGACAUAGACGAUAUAGAUCCUGCGAUUAAGGAAGAAAUUGAUAGGGAAGUGGAGGAUUUUGCCAGGAGACUGAAUUCAGAUUGGCCAGAAAGAAUGCAAGAAAUUUUGUGCUUAAGCCAAGAAAGAAGGACUUGGGCUUGACUUUGAAUCAAUACUCUCCGAAAAUUGACAAUUCUUGAUGAGCUGCUGGAACAUUUUUGUUCACAAAACAAAAUAUUGAGACACUCAAAGGGCUCAAUUGUUGUCAAUGUAGAUUUUGUGUAAGUUUUUACUUAGUUUUGAUUUUUCACUUUAUUUUGUUUCAUGUUCAUUGCAGCAAGGCAAUUUUGAUAUUUGUAUUGUGAUAAAUUUUUUUCCUUUUCUUAUUCUGAAUUUGAACCCCAUGGGAAAACAUAAAUGGAAAGGGAUUUUUUAGUUGAGAACAUCA
This is a messenger RNA of Impatiens glandulifera, 1783 nucleotides long. Its product is annotated as SKP1-like protein 21. Bases 445 to 1497 code for a protein of 350 amino acids. The transcript has 11 exons. Gene Ontology annotation, cellular component: cytoplasm; nucleus. Gene Ontology annotation, molecular function: cullin family protein binding. Gene Ontology annotation, biological process: SCF-dependent proteasomal ubiquitin-dependent protein catabolic process. The record is from RefSeq and is a predicted model, not a curated record. NCBI's taxonomy places the organism in Eukaryota, Viridiplantae, Streptophyta, Magnoliopsida, Ericales, Balsaminaceae.